Molecule: messenger RNA, 1060 nt
Organism: Limanda limanda (common dab)
Lineage: Eukaryota; Metazoa; Chordata; Actinopteri; Pleuronectiformes; Pleuronectidae
Gene: jmjd7
Product: jumonji domain containing 7
Exons: 10
Coding region: 101-1060 (319 amino acids)
Molecular function (GO): 2-oxoglutarate-dependent dioxygenase activity
Source: RefSeq, a predicted model, not a curated record
AGGAGUUAUGCGCAUGCGCACAGAAUGUAAACACGGCAGCAUGGCAGCGCGAGGAAAAGACAGGACAUUGAAGCUAUAGACUCCAGAGCAGGUUGAACAAAUGGAGUCUGUGAAGAAACAUCUGAGCGAGUUUUCACUGGAGGCUCAUGAUCUGUAUCUGAACCGAUCGGUUCCGUACCUGGAGCAGCCGCCGGAGCCCCUGAGCUUCUACCGCGACUGGAUUGGUCCAAACAAACCCUGCAUCAUCCGCAAUGCUGUCAGCCAUUGGCCGGCUCUGUCCAGGUGGACGCCAGAGUACCUGAGGGAGAAGGUGGGGUCAAAGGUCAUCAGUGUGGCAGUGACUCCGAAUGGUUACGCGGACGCAGUGAGCGGUGAUCGAUUCGUGAUGCCUGAAGAGAGAGAGAUGACUUUCUCUUCUGUUCUCGACGUCAUAGAGGGGAAGGGGGAGCACUCUGGUGUGUUCUACGUUCAGAAGCAGUGCUCCAACCUGCUGGAGCAGCUGCCGGAGCUCACGGGCGACGUGGAGCCUCACGUGUCUUGGAUGAGCGCCGCGCUCGGAAAGUUCCCUGAUGCUGUGAACUUCUGGCUGGGAGAAGCGAGCGCCGUCACCUCCAUGCACAAAGAUCACUAUGAGAAUCUUUACUGUGUGAUAUCUGGAGAGAAACACUUCAUCCUGCUGCCGCCCACAGACCGACCCUUCAUCCCUUAUGGUGUGUAUCAGCCGGCUGUUUAUCGCCAGCGGGACGACGGCGAGUUCGAGGUCAUCGAUCAGAGCGACUCUGAGAAGGUCCCAUGGAUCCCACUGGACCCGCUGGACCCGGACCUGGAGCGGUACCCACAGUACCGCGGCGCCCGGCCGGUCCACUGCAGCGUGAAGGCCGGAGAGACGCUGUACCUGCCGUCGCUGUGGUUCCACCACGUCCGGCAGUCACACGGCUGCAUCGCAGUGAACUUCUGGUACGACAUGGAGUACGACAUCAAGUACAACUACUUCCAGCUGAUGGAGAAGCUGUGUGAGGUCACAGGGGGGGGGGGACGUGACAUCACUACAGCUGUGUGA